AUGAAUGAUGAGCAUUCUAAUCCAAGUUCAGCAGAUACCGUAAUCCUGGAGCGCCAUCCAUCUCCAGAAUGUGGAAUCCUCGAAGAGUUCUCACAGACUGGACCAAAUGAAGCCAGACCAUGGGAACCAUGUAGUGCUUGCAGGCAGGAAGUGCAGGCAAUGAUGGCGGAAAGAUGGAGGAUGAAAGAGAUGCUGUCUAGUAUCAAUAUUGAACAGCUGCAAGCAGUCAGGGACUUCUUAGAGCGAGUUGAGGAGCAUAAAGGACUUGACAGUGGACUUCCAGUCUCAAAGCCUAGGCCUGGCCAACAUGAGUUAUAUCCAGACAGUGGACUCUUCCUUUCCUCUACCAGACUCACAGCAAUUCACCAGGAGGCAAAAAGGGACUGCUUUCGUCUGUUCCAUCUUCUGUUUGAGGAGUUCUUCACUCCUGAAGAGUGCAUCAAUUCUGUUCCAUUUGGAAAACAUGGGAAAGUCCCAGAGGGGAAGAAGAGAUUGAAUAAAUCCAAAGUGGAUGGAAUACUAACGUAUGUAAUGAGCUGUGGUAAACUGCAGGGAUGGGAAGCAGCCGAUAAAGGCAAACUGAAGAAGGCGGCUGUCGACAAAUGUCGUAUGAGGGCAACAUCAAAAACUUUAUAA
Molecule: messenger RNA, 636 nt
Organism: Pygocentrus nattereri (red-bellied piranha)
Lineage: Eukaryota; Metazoa; Chordata; Actinopteri; Characiformes; Serrasalmidae
Exons: 3
Coding region: 1-636 (211 amino acids)
Source: RefSeq, a predicted model, not a curated record